Molecule: messenger RNA, 2724 nt
Organism: Daktulosphaira vitifoliae (grape phylloxera)
Lineage: Eukaryota; Metazoa; Arthropoda; Insecta; Hemiptera; Phylloxeridae
Exons: 12
Coding region: 407-2530 (707 amino acids)
Cellular component (GO): nucleoplasm
Molecular function (GO): calcium ion binding
Source: RefSeq, a predicted model, not a curated record
AGUUUUGCAUUUUCUUGAAAUUAUUGUAUAAAAAAAAAAAUAAAUAUAAACUUUAGUUAUGUCUGAAUAAUUUUGGAAGGUUCUUAUCGUUGUCUCAUGUUACUGCCGGUAGAUAUUGUUGGAUCCGCCAUUGAUUAUUCAGCAUUAAUAUAAAAAUUGUACCCAAAUUACAAAAAGUUUAUGCCAAUGAAAGUAACUAUACCCCUAAUUUCCCUCCCAUUUGAUCGUCACUGACAUUUCGUCGCUUACACAUAACACUUUCUGAUGCAGAAAUGGUAAAUUAAAAAAUAGUUGGCUUAUCUAAUUAUUUUAUGCUAUAUUGAUGUUAAAUAAAUAAAUAUCAAUGGAUAUUAUAAAUUUAAAUAGUAAACACAUAAUAUUUAAAUCAUAAAAACUAAUUUUAAGAAUGGAAUAUACAGCAAAAGUUCGACGAGAUCUUUGGAAAAUCUGCUCUAAAAUUCGGAACGUAGUGAAUAAAAUAAAAUUUAAUUUUUUGGAGUAUUAUUUAAUUUACGACACAAAAAAAAUUGGUUUUAUAACAAUAAAUCAAUUCAAAACAGUAUUAUCUGGACCUUUAAAAACUAUAAUCGAUUUAAGUGAUGAUGAAAUUGAACUUUUAGUUCAGUGUUUUUGUGAACCAAAUGGCAAUUUACGUUAUGUUGAAUUCUCUCAAAUGGUUCAUGAAUCAUUACCUACCUAUAACAACAAAGACAAUUUCAGUGAAAAAUUGUCAAAUUAUACUAAAAGUGAUUUACAAUUUCUUAAUUCUAUGAUGAAGAUGACCAAUGACUUAAAGUCACAAAAUCUGAAUCUGAAACCUUAUUUUGAAGAUUACGAAAAAGUGUCAGGUAAUAAGGGUUUGAUGACUAUUAAACAGUUUAUGGAUAUACUGUAUAGCUUGAACAUAAAGUUAUCUCAACAUGAAUUACAGCCAAUUAUUAAUCAGUUCAUUAUUUACAGUUAUAUGAUUAACACAAAUAAGUUUUUGGAUAAAUUAAAUUGGAUUUAUAAUCAAAGUAAUAAUUUAAAGGAAACUAUUUUGAAUGAUACUUCUAAAGGAAAAAUCAAUAAAAAUGAAAUGAAAAAUAAAACAAAAUUAAAAAAUAAUGAAAAUGUUUUCCAUUCAGUAAUCACUAAUAAAAGACAUAAGGAUAAUGUUGUAUCAAUUUUAAGAAAUGUUCAAAAACAUGUACUUCAAAAUAGAAUUAAUGUUGGACAGUUUUUUACACAAUUUGACCCAUAUAAUAAGGGAGUUAUAAGUAAAGAACAAUUUCGAAAAUGUCUUGACAUGAUUGGUAUUAGUUCAUUACAUCGUUUGUACUACUCAGAGUCAGAGCUUUCUUUAUUAAUAUUAAUGUUUAAAGAUAACAAUCUAACAGAAAAUGUUAGAUGGAAAAAAUUUGAGGAUGAAAUAAAUACAGUUUUUGUCAAAAAAAAUCUGGAAAAAACUCCAGAAAGUGACAUUGAGUGUCCACCUAGAGAUGUCAAAGAUAUGCCUCGGAAAGGAGGACAAGAUUGGGAAUCCGUUGAAUUACAUAUGCGAAAUUUAUUUGAUCCAUUGAUUUUUAACAUAAAAAAUUAUUUACUCCAAAGGCGAAUUCUACUAGAACCUUAUUUUAGAACUUUUGACAGAAAUAAUCACGGGCAUAUAACUCGAUCUUGUUUUCGUCGAGCUAUGUCUACAGCAGGCGUAAAAUGUUCAGACGAAGAAUUGCGUGUAUUAGAAAAAAGAUUUAUGAAUGUUGAUGGGUUCAAUUAUUUGAAAUUUUUAGAGAAUAUUGUUAAUCCUUAUGAAGAUAGUAAAUCAAUUAUACAUAAACCAAAAAUAAAAAUAGAAACUGAUGAUUUGUUAAAUAUAGAAAAAAUAUGCGAUAAUCUAAAAAACAUCUCACUUUCUUCACUUAUAUCUAAAAUACAAACUAUAGUUAAAAGAGGUAGGAUCAAAAUUGACCAGUUUUUUAGAGUAUUUGAUCAAUAUAAUCACAGUCUUAUAAGUAAUGAAAAUUUUCAAAGAGGCAUUGCAAUAGCUGGAAUACAGCUUAACUUACAAGAGUUGGAUUUGCUUGAAAAAAAGUUUUCAUCUAAAAAUUACCCUGGCUACAUUAAAUACCGACAAUUUUGCAACAUUAUCGAAGAGGCAUUUACUACAUUAAGAUUGGAUAAGAACCCGACAGUUUCACCCAAAGAAUAUUUGAUAACUUACGAAGGAUUGUGUAAUAAUUUAACAGAUGAACAGAGAGCCGCUAUUGAUUCAGCAUUGUCUAAACUUUGUAGUAAACCAAAUAUUGGGUUAGAUGAUUUAUUUAAGGACUAUGAUAAGUUCAAACAAGGAAUUGUACCACAAGAAACUUUUAUGAGGGUAAUAACUGUGUGCAAGCUCAACAUGUUGAUUUCAUCAUUUGAAAUUAAAUGCCUAAUUAACGGGUUUUCAAAGUGUGGUUAUCACCAAGCAUUUGAUUACCGUUCAUUUCUUAAGGCUAUUGAAUACAAAGAAAAAGUUUUGGCCGAGUCGAUCAAGAAAAAUAGUUAGAUAUAAAUUUUAUUCUAGCGAUGUAUAUGAAUUAAUAAAAUUAUUUUGGUAAUAUGUUUUAUUAAAAUUAUAAUUUCAUGUUUUUAACAAAAUUGUUUAAGUUAUGAUCAGUUCAAUUUGAAGUUUUUAAAUUUCAUUCAAUGCGCCUCUUAAAAUUUUUCUGUUGUACAAACUGUAUAAAAAAUAAUUUGUAA